AUGGUUUCCUUCACCUCCCUCCUCGCCGCCGUCUCGGCUGUCACUGGCGUCAUGGCCCUUCCCUCCGCUCAGCCCAUUGACGGCAUGAGCGUUGUCGAGCGUGAUCCUCCUACAAACGUCCUCGACAAGCGCACCCAGCCCACUACUGGCACAAGCGGUGGCUACUACUUCUCUUUCUGGACUGACACACCCAACUCUGUCACCUACACCAACGGCAACGGUGGCCAGUUCAGCAUGCAGUGGAGUGGAAAUGGUAACCACGUCGGUGGAAAGGGCUGGAUGCCCGGUGCUGCUCGCACCAUCAAGUACUCUGGUACUUACAACAUCAACGGCAACAGCUACCUCGCUGUUUACGGAUGGACCCAGAACCCUCUCAUCGAGUACUACAUCGUUGAGAACUUCGGCACCUACAACCCCUCGUCCGGCGGCCAGAAGAAGGGUGAGGUCACCGUUGACGGAUCUGUCUAUGACAUCUACGUCAGCACCCGUGUCAACGCCCCCUCGAUUGAGGGUAACAAGACCUUUCAGCAGUACUGGUCUGUUCGACGCAACAAGCGUUCCAGCGGAUCCGUCAACACCGGUGCUCACUUCCAGGCCUGGAAGAACGUCGGCCUCAACCUUGGUAACCACAACUAUCAGAUCCUUGCUGUUGAGGGCUACUACAGCUCUGGCUCUGCCAGCAUGACUGUCUCCCAGUAA
Messenger RNA from Fusarium proliferatum ET1, 699 nucleotides. Its product is annotated as putative endo-1,4-beta-xylanase A precursor. The transcript is spliced from 2 exons. The coding region runs from base 1 to 699 and encodes 232 amino acids. NCBI's taxonomy places the organism in Eukaryota, Fungi, Ascomycota, Sordariomycetes, Hypocreales, Nectriaceae. Gene Ontology annotation, molecular function: hydrolase activity, hydrolyzing O-glycosyl compounds. The record is from RefSeq and is a predicted model, not a curated record. Gene Ontology annotation, biological process: xylan catabolic process.